AUGAAGGAGUACACCUCCACUUUGAAGCAGGAGCUAGUUGAAAGGAUUGUUGACAAAAGGAAAAACAAAAAAGGGAAGACAGAGUACCUGGUGCGGUGGAAGGGCUACGACAGUGAGGACGACACAUGGGAACCCGAGCAGCACCUGGUGAACUGCGAGGAGUACAUCCACGACUUCACCCGGCGCCACUCGGAGAAGCAGAAGGAGGGCGCGCUCACCCGGACCAACAGGACCUCUCCCAACAAUGCCAGGAAGCAUUUUUCCAGGUCCACCAACAGCAGCUUCUCCAAGGCCUCCCCGAAGACACUUGUGAUCAGCAAGGACCCGGACUCCAAGAGCAGCACACUGCUGGCUGCCAGCCAGAAGUUCAGGAAGAACACAGCCCCCUCCCUGUCCAGCCGGAAGAACAUGGACCUUGCCAAAUCAGGUAUCAAGAUCCUCGUGCCUAAGAGCCCCAUUAAGAGCAGGACUGCAGUGGAUGGCUUUCCAAACGAGAGCCCUGAGAAACUGGACCCCAUCGAGCAGGGUCCCGAGGACACGGUGGCACCAGAAGUGGCAGCAGAGAAGCCUGUGGGAGCUUUGUUGGGCCCUGGUGCGGAGCGAGCCAGGAUGGGGAGCAGGCCCCGAAUACACCCACUGGCACCCCCGGCGUCAGGCCCGGUGACUGCAGCCAUGGCCACGGGCUUGGCCGUUAAUGGGAAAGGUACGUCUCCGUUCAUGGAUGCGCUCACAGCCAAUGGAACAGCCAACAUACAGACACCUGUUACAGGAGUGACAGCCGGGAAAAGGAAAUUUAUUGACGACAGAAGAGACCAGCCUUUUGACAAGCGGCUGUGUUUCAGUGUGAGGCAAACAGAAAGUGCCUACAGAUACAGAGAUAUUGUCGUCAGGAAGCAGGAUGGCUUCACCCACAUCUUGUUGUCCACAAAAUCAUCAGAGAAUAACUCACUAAAUCCAGAGGUCAUGAAAGAAGUCCAGAGCGCCCUGAACACGGCCGCUGCCGACGACAGCAAGCUGGUGCUGCUCAGCGCAGUGGGCAGCGUCUUCUGCUGUGGGCUCGACUUUAUUUAUUUCAUUCGGCGUCUCACAGAUGACCGGAAAAGAGAAAGCACCAAGAUGGCCGAGGCUAUCAGAAACUUCGUGAAUACUUUCAUUCAGUUUAAGAAGCCUAUCAUUGUAGCAGUAAAUGGCCCAGCCAUUGGUCUAGGAGCCUCCAUAUUGCCUCUUUGCGAUGUGGUUUGGGCUAAUGAAAAGGCUUGGUUUCAAACACCCUAUACUACCUUCGGACAGAGUCCAGACGGCUGCUCGACCGUUAUGUUCCCCAAGAUUAUGGGAGGAGCGUCUGCAAACGAGAUGUUGCUCAGUGGACGGAAACUGACAGCUCAGGAGGCAUGUGGCAAGGGCCUGGUUUCCCAGGUGUUCUGGCCAGGGACCUUCACCCAGGAAGUCAUGGUUCGCAUCAAGGAGCUCGCCUCGUGCAAUCCAGUCGUGCUGGAGGAGUCCAAGGCCCUGGUGCGCUGUAACAUGAGGUUGGAGCUGGAGCAGGCUAACGAGAGGGAGUGUGAGGUGCUGAGGAGGAUCUGGGGCUCGGCACAGGGCAUGGACUCCAUGCUGAAGUACCUGCAGAGGAAGAUCGACGAGUUCUGAGGGCGGCUGCUCAGAGCGGGACAGCCCAUCCUCACGACC
Molecule: messenger RNA, 1686 nt
Organism: Octodon degus (degu)
Lineage: Eukaryota; Metazoa; Chordata; Mammalia; Rodentia; Octodontidae
Gene: Cdyl
Product: chromodomain Y like
Exons: 7
Coding region: 1-1647 (548 amino acids)
Cellular component (GO): nucleus
Molecular function (GO): transcription corepressor activity
Source: RefSeq, a predicted model, not a curated record